Helicoverpa zea (corn earworm) is the source of this 1437-nucleotide messenger RNA. RefSeq lists its product as uncharacterized. NCBI's taxonomy places the organism in Eukaryota, Metazoa, Arthropoda, Insecta, Lepidoptera, Noctuidae. Bases 332 to 1306 code for a protein of 324 amino acids. The transcript is spliced from 2 exons. The record is from RefSeq and is a predicted model, not a curated record.
AGAUUCGUGAAAAUAAAUUUCAGGGGUGACAAUCUUAAAGCCGUCUACACACUCGCGCGCGAACCGCGCGCGAAGGCGCGAAACACCCGCGUAACAUGAGUGUAGAUCCGAUUCGCAUAUUCUUCGCGGCUUCGCGGCUCGUUCGCGCUGUGUUCCCCGAAAAUUGUCGGUUUUUUGUCCCGCGACAAAGCGCUCGCAGGCGCGAAGCGCGACGUGAACGCGACAAGACUAUACAUUCGCGCCUCGGGCAGCUCAGUCGCUCAGUAGCAAUUGACACGGAUGGUUGUGUUUUAGUUUUUUUUUAGGUAUAUGCUACGAUUUUGCUUGCAAAAUGAGUAACGUGUGGAGCAAUGAAUUAGAACUAACAUUUAUAGAAUGUUUUCGUGCUGAGCCGGUAUUAUGGGACAUUAAUUUGAAAGAUUAUAAAAAUAAACUGAAAACCCAUGAUGCUUGGAUGCGGAUAAGUACGGUGAUGGAAAUACCAAUUGAUGAAUUGAAAAAGAAAAAAGGUUCUCUCAUGUCAAGCUAUAGGAGCUACAAGGGAAAAGUUAAGAAGUCCGUUCAAUCGGGAGCUGGUGCCGAUGAGAUAUAUCAGCCCAUUUGGUUCGCUUAUGAAGCAAUGGAUGCUUUUUUGGGAGAUACUCUAAAGUGUAAAAAAAGUAUGAAUACGGAACGUGGAAUAAAGGAGCCUAAAGAAGUAAAUCUCGAAGCUAUUAAAGAGAAUGUUGAAGAAAUGAAUGAAAAUCGAAGUCAGUCUAUUAACACCCAAAAAGACAGUGACCAGACAAUCCACCGACGCAAAAUCUCUUCAGAAGUGGUUGACGCAGGAAAUGUCGUUAAAGACGCUCUUAUCACCUUCAAAUCCACGCUAAAAAGGAACCCAUUACAGCCUAUUCAGCAAGACGAUGAUUGCGAUUUAUACGGAAAACUAUUAGCAAAUAAGUUGCGAAAAUUAUCUGAAAAGAAUAGAUUGAAGUUGAUGCACGACAUUGAUGGGAUGUAUUUACAAUACCAAUUUGAUGACCCUUUAGUGAUGACUCCAUCGCCACCUCAUUUUUAUGAACCAAGAACAGGCACAUCAUCAUCUACGCAUUCAGAGCCUCCAUUUCAUUACGGGCAGGCGAAUCAAAAUACUUAUUACCAAAAUAGACAAGUAAUAUCAGCCCCACCUUCUAAUAUCAUUAUUCAAUCGAACCGGCUAAUUCGUACACCAGAUUAUCCUGUCCUUCAUUUACCAGAGAACCAAGAUGCAAACACAUCUGAUCAUAAUAAUGAUAUAGUUCAGACAGCUUUUGACUUAAGUUAAAUACCUACUGAAAUUACCGAAUUUUGUUUUUAUUGUCUAUUGAAUUUUGUUAUUAUAUUUGGUUGAUUUUGCAAAGUUAUAUUCUAGAUUCUAAGUAGUUCUGUAUAUGCAUAAUAAAAGUAUUAAAUUGA